ACAGCUGCCAACUUGAGAGAAUUUUGCCGCUUCGAUAAGCAAUGCAUCCUGCCGAACACCGAGUGUCAAAACAACCGCUGCACCUGCAAGGAAGGACGCGUGCCGUACCCGUACGUCGACGGUCUCAUCCGAUGCCUCGAGCGCGGCGAGAAGAAGUGGGGCGACCAAUGCAACGACACACUGCAGUGCGGCUACGACAAUGCCCAGUGCGCAGGCGCGCAACGCCGCGUGUGCGACUGCCAUCCGGACUUUCCUGCCACCAACAACCUGGACAAGUGCGACAUCCCACGAGUCAUCAACCAGUCAUGCACGUUUAAUGAGCAGUGUGAUAUGGCUGUCCUGAAGACAGAAUGCAGAGGAGGACUUUGUGCAUGUCGUUUUGGAAUGACCCCCCAGCAAACAAAUGGAGCAUGGAGUUGUGGAAGUGUACCAGAAACACCUAAACAAGUAACUCAUAUUGAUCCAGCGAUGAUUGGAGUAUUGGUGGGCAUGGCAUUAAUGUUCAUCAUUUUGUGUGUGGUGUUACGACUUUUCAGCAAGGCAAGAUGGCGUGAAAAUCGCACAAUAUUCAACACUCCAAACCCUCGACUGAUGAACGUGUCAUUACUCCGAGACAGCAAGCUGCUCCACAGCGGCGGUGAAAGACGAGGUAGUCGUGCCAGUGUACGAGCUCCCAGUCGUCAACCCAGCAUGGCCUCCCUUCGACCACAGUCACCCUCACAGUCUUUAGGUAAACCAGACAACCCACAAGGCAACGAAUCUCAGACAGAACUUGAGAGAAACAGAUCACUGAUUCUCCUUUUGGAGAAAUAGUCCUUUAGUUCUCUUUCCAUUCUAGACAUCAGUAGCAUUUAGUGAUAGUAUAGUACAUCCAAUUAUCAUGCUACUACUUACUUUCUCGCUGUAUUGCAUAAUGGUCAUGAUUCAUUUUAAAUAAACUAAACAUCUUUUUCAGUAUAAAAGAUGAACUUAGUGAACAAAUUUGGCAACAAGAACAUCCGCAAAAAAUAGUAACAGCACCCGAUGGUGACGUACGGAAGUCUCAAUUCUUUAAAUAGCACCAAAUUCCACAUAUUUCCUUAUCACUAAUUCUCAUAAUCAUUUAUAUUAGCAUUUUCUGACUGACAUAACAGCAGCUUUGACUCUUAGUGAAAAUAUUUCACUGAUAAAAUCACUAUUACUUUUAACAUUUAGAUAGUAGUUAUGUGUCUUAGCUUAUUGUGUUGUGAUUUCACUGAUUUUUUUCCCACAUCCCAGGUGUAAUUUAUGUUAGUGUUAGUGUUUUCACAUUCUAGUGUUUAUAUGUAAGUAGGUAGCUAAGUAGAAGUAGGGUUAGAUUUAAUUCUAAAUUGUGUCUGCAAGCAUGUGUACGCAACACUGCAAUUUGAUGGUAACAAUGUGACCUGAUUAUAAAAUGAUAUUCUAAUUUUGGAAUGAAAAAUAUUACUACUAAUAAUUCUAAAUGAGAUAGAUUUUAUAAAACAAUAUUUUAAAACAUCGCAACAAGCUGUGUACGCAACCAUGAAGCUAAGAAUAGAACUAGAAUCCAGUUGGAUUUCCAAAUUUAAGUGUGUUUAAUAAAAUCGACAAUAAAAAACAGACAUCUUACAAAUUUUGUUUAACUUAAACACACCUUUUUUUAAUAAUGAAGUAUUUUUGAUUGGUUAUUUCAAUGCAUUUUCAACAUCAUUUUUAAAACUUGUUUCCCUUUUGUUUGGGUAGGGGAGAAAUGUGUCACAGGAAUCGGAGAUCACUAAUGUUCCAGCCCAUCUACAUAAACAUUGUGUUGAAAUAUAUGGAACAAGUGGUCAUUAUCCUUUUUAAAAAAUACUUCAAAAAGAUAAUUGAUUGACUUCCUACAACUACAAAAUAGAAGAUAAAUCUCUCUUAUCAAAGAAAUCUAUUCUUCUAAAUUUCAUCUUCAUGUAUAAUUUUUUUCAAAAUAUUGGUAGCUUAAAUGAACUUUUGUGUGAAAUCAUGGCAGUUUUCAAAACCAACUCAAAAUUUUUUCUUUUACAGUAUUUUGAUGAUGACUUUGAAGUUUAGUAAAUGUUAUAAAUCUUAUACUGAUGCGAUUUUUAUUUUUUUUAUUUACAAAAACGUAUGUUAAAGUAAUAUUAUAUUACUAAACAUACAAAUAAUGCAAGAAAUGUGCAUUAUUAUGUGCUGCUGAUAGACCACAAUUAACAUUUAGAAUUUUCCUUAUUCAUAACACAAUAAUUGUUAUAGUUUCAUUUAAAAAUUUUUUGUUUAUUACAAGUUUACUAUUGAUUGUUUGCUUGUUUAAUUUUUGUGAAUUGCUUUCUCAUUUUUCACUAAGUUUUCUAUUUCAUAUAUUUUUUUUUAUUUUUUAUUGAGAAAUUAUUAUUUUGUUGCUUUUUGUUUGUUUUUUGUUUUUUUUAAAGCAGGGCAAUCUAAAAAGCAGGCAAUGGACAAACCCUCCUCUCUUAAAACCAUCACCAUUUCAAAGUAAACUCCAUCAGGUCACGUUGCCACAUUCCAUCAUAUUACAAUGAGAAGAACCAAUCAUGUGAUAAUCAGUUUCCCUUAAAUAAGGAUCCCGAGCUGGCUCGAGGAGGGGCAGCCGUGCCAGCAGCAACGCAUCAGGCACAUCAACAAAAUCACCCAAGUCGCCCACUCGGCCUGAAGCCAACAACACUGCAGCACCAGUGCUUGAAAACGUAACAGUUGAAGUGCAGGACCCGAAAGCAUAAACAGAACAUUGCCAGUGCCAAACCCAGCCAGUAAUAGAGGUCAUGUGCUGAUAAACUAUAACUCUUCAAAGUAAUUUUGAGAAUUUUUACCGUUAUUGAUCCAUCCUCAAGAAUUUUACAUAAAUUGUACCAAAGUUUUGUGCUGUUCACACUAUACAACACUCUUACUUUAUGAAAGAUCAAAUCUUGGCUACAUUGUAAGUGUAAUCAAUGCCUCACUGGCUUAAAUUCAAAACUACUGCCUAUAUUAAAAAAUAUAUAUGUAUGUAAAUUAUAGUACACUAUUAUAUGUGAAACCAAAUACAUAAACGAUCAUGUGUAUGUUUUUGGAUUAAUUCAAACUUAUUCAAGAUAAAUUCUAUUUUUUCUUAUAGUGUGAACAAGUGAUAAAUUAUGCAUGUAUGCACAACUGUACGUGGGUGAUUUAAAUUUACUGAGUGACUCCUAUGAGGGACCAGCAUCAACCUUGUCAGUGUCAGUUGUGUCCCAAAUACAAAACAUUCAUUCAGAAGACAAAUUAUACUUUCACCAUUAGAUUCGGAAUUCCACCUGAUAACAAAAUGAAAUAUAAUGAAACUCAUCUAGCAAUUUUUGGUAGAGCUCUGUGAACUCAUUUGACAAAAUUAGUACCAAAAAUUUUGUCACACAGGAGAAUUUAAACACUUCCUAGAUGAAAAAUGAGAGUGUUUGAUGCCAACAGGUAUUAAAUUUUGAAAGCUAUGAUUGAAAAUAUACAUAUGAGUUUUUCAUAUGUAGAAAAUCAGUGCGUACAUAUACAUAUAAAUAGAUACGUAUAGAGAUAUAUUAACAUGGGAAGACUGUUUCCCACAGCUAUUUUUAAGAAACAAAUAAGAAUUAUACAGUUAUUUAAACUAACAAAAGCAGUAGAGGCCUACUUGUAUAUUGCUUACUAAGAUAACAUUGUUUUCCUUAACCAAUCCAAAAGCUAACAUUGUACCAGGAUAAAUUGUCAAAAGUUAGGUCUUUCUCAUGUAGUUCAGAAAUUAUGUUAUGCUUAACAAUGUCAAUUACUUCACAAGUUAUCGAAUGUGUUUUCUAUUCUUUUCUUAUAUAAGCAACAUAGAUAAAAUCUAUGCUACCUAUAAAAACACAAUCUGUACUUUUGUGCCUAUUUUAUUAUAAUCUAAGUACCGAAAAAAAUUAAAAAAGAUCUUAAUGCAACAAUGCAAAUAUUUAUAUAUACAAAGUAGACCAAUUAUAUAAAUGCACUUUACCACAUAGAUUUAGAUACUUGCAUAUAUUUCUGAUAUAAUUAAGUUAGUCUUAGAAUUCUUUUACAAAUGAUUAAAUAUAAGUAGAAUUUCAAGAUAUGUAUCCAAGAUGGAAUGCGAGUGAUAAACUGAGUAGAUCUUAAAGCAUGUUCUUGUAUCUUUUCCAACCAAUAAGAAGCCAAAUUUAAAAUGCCUUCAACAGACUUGUAAAUACUCAACUCAUCGGAGAAAAUAAACUUUCACUCCUUUGAAAGCUAGUUCCUUUCCACUACUAUGACUUACUUUGAGUUAGCAUUUACUUUGAAUUACUUGACAGCAUGCUGUCAGAAAAUUAGGGGAAGGUUUUCUGAUUGGCAUGUAUGUCAAGAUAUAAAAUAAGCCAUUUAAUAUUACUACUUUUUGCACAUACAGCAACUAUGUGAAUCAUUUUAGUAUGUUUUCAUUGUUAAUAUGAACUAUUUAUGUACUAACAUGACAGAAAAAUUCAAGACUUCAAGAGUAAAUUCAUAUGAAGUCCUAUCACACUUCAAUACUCUCAUUACUGCUCAAGGAAAUUAUGAACUAAUAUAGAACUCUAUUACUAUUAGAAAACUGUACUUCAAGCCAAAUCACCUGUAUGUAGCUUGAAAAGCAAUUGUCUUUUACUAUACACAUAUUUAGAAGUGAUAUUGUUUAUAUACCUAUAUAUAUUAUAUACAUAUUAUAUAUAUAAUAGAGAGUAAAAUAUCCAUGUAGUCCAAAAUAUGCUUUCUGUACAUUUCUAUACAUGAAAAUUUGCUCUACUGUAAAUGCACUUAAUGCAAACUAAUGUUGAACUUGAAUCUUCGGGGAAGAGAUUCAAGUUCCAGACAUUGUGAAAGAGAUUUUUAUCAUAGCACUUUUUUUCUUAAAGAAGAUAAAAUAACAUUUAACUGUGUUGUAGCAAAAAGAGAUAUCUAAGUUUAGGGCUAGCAUUUCCGCUGAUGACAGCGAAGAACUGUUUAGCGAGCUUGUUUUUCUACUAAGCCUGCUUGAAUACUGAUUAAUACUUACCAUAUAAGAUAAAUUUUCACAAGCAGGUGUCUUUUUCUACUUCUUGCCUAGAGUAGAGUAGGUGCCGGAGGAGAACAUUUGCUUCUUGAUGUUUCAAGAGGGAAAUGACUGAACUGCACAAUUUGAAGUACUAUUCUUGUAAUAGGCACACCCAAAGGACACAUCGUCUUUUAUGAAAACAAAACAUUGUAGUAUUUAUUAUACUUCAAAAAUACACAAUUAUUACUAUAAUUAUUUGUACAAUAUGUACAUUGUAUCACAUUACUUUUAAUAAAAAUUCUCUCUGACAAUUGUUUUUUUCUUCAACAAACAUCAUGUAUACCAACAUACCCUUCUGAUAUUGACAUAAUUUAAAUUAUUCGACUGGUUCUCUUCACCAUAGAAUAAAAAAUGAUGACAGUAACAAAAAAGAAGUAGUGGUCACUUGUAAGACUUUUUUGAUCGCCAGUCCAAGUA
Molecule: messenger RNA, 5434 nt
Organism: Gryllus bimaculatus (two-spotted cricket)
Lineage: Eukaryota; Metazoa; Arthropoda; Insecta; Orthoptera; Gryllidae
Source: the annotation of a GenBank genome assembly